Arachis duranensis is the source of this 3164-nucleotide messenger RNA. RefSeq names its product pentatricopeptide repeat-containing protein At4g39530. Gene Ontology annotation, cellular component: intracellular membrane-bounded organelle. NCBI's taxonomy places the organism in Eukaryota, Viridiplantae, Streptophyta, Magnoliopsida, Fabales, Fabaceae. The record is from RefSeq and is a predicted model, not a curated record. The transcript is spliced from 3 exons. Gene Ontology annotation, molecular function: RNA binding; protein binding. The coding region runs from base 848 to 3133 and encodes 761 amino acids. Gene Ontology annotation, biological process: RNA modification.
UUCUAUCGAGUCUCUUUCUCGUCAUUCUCUCACUCAAGCUCGGGCUCUCUCACUUCUCUCCCGGCUGGUGUCGCAGUCAAGCUCUCUCGUCGUCUCUUACUUCUCGUUCGGUCUCGCACUCUGUUUCGGACUCAAGCUCGUCGUCGCGCUCUGUGUGGUCACCGUCUCGCAGUCAGCGCGCGCCUUCCCCGCGCUCGUCGUCACCGGCGGCUGGUCGUCGUCAUGGCUGUUUGUCUCGCCACCGUCGCGCACUCAGUCGCGCCUUCCCUGCGCUCGUUGCCGCCGGCGGCAGAAGCAGAACGUCCCGGGGCUGGUCGUCGUUGUUGUGUUCUUGCUUUGAGCCUCACCGUAAGCAGCUGGUCCCCGAUUUGAUCAAUUAAAUUUGGAAGAUGAUCAAGAUAACCAUGGAAAGUAACAAUGCUAUGGAAGAUAUAGAUGCAAAUUAAUGAAGGAAAUGUUGGUCAAGCUUCAAAUUUGUCCUCUGAAGAUAUAGAUGCCGACUUCGAGAUCACCCAUUGGAUUUGAUUUACCGAUUGUGUUAUCUUUUGCUUUCUCUUGUUCAUUUAGAUUGAGAAAGUAUUUUGUAUUCAUGACUAGUUUAUUCUUUUUACGUCAUUAGUUAUGUCUAAGAAUUGAUAGUUGGUUGUUAUUAAUAUGUCUUCAUUUUAAGUUUUAACUUUUGAUUUUAGUUUUAUUUUCAUAAUUUUACAUUUUUAUUUAAUUAUGACCGGGUCAAGUGGGUAAAUCAGUGACUCAUCGGUUGAACUAGUAACCCGGUGGCUUGGUCGUAUGACCAGGUCAAUUACGGUUUGAUAACUAUAUUUGAGACUUUGCAGUUAGCAGCAUAAUGGUGAUGACCAACAAUCCCAGCACGAGCUUUUCCUUUCCACGCCAACCUUACGUUCUCUCAGCACCUUCCACUCCCAAAACUGCAAUUUGCUGCUACUCACCUCCAGAGCUUUCAAAGGGCCACCUUGGAACCAGAUUAACGGAAAACCACGUUGCGCCAACUCAAACCCAUCAACAGUCCCGGGUUCAACCACUCAUUGAUCUCCUGAAGGCUUGCGAAGAAACUAGGUCUGUAAAGAUUGCAAAUUGCAUUCAUGGGUACGUACUAAAAUCCGGUUUUGAGGGCAAGGAAUUGUUGGUGUUUCUGAACCAUAUAGCUCACGUCUACUCCAAGUGCAUGGUCUAUGAUGCUGCCCUUAAGGUGUUUGCUGGUAUGCCCCAAAGGAAUGUGUUUUCUUGGACCGUCAUGAUUGUUGCAUCUAAUGAACGUAGAUUCUACCUUGAUGGAUUGGAGCUGUUUCAUAUGAUGUUAGACGAAGGAGUGUUGCCUGAUGGGUUUGCUUUCUCUGCUGUUCUGCAAUCGUGUGUUGGAUUUGGUUCGACUGCGCUUGGCGAGAUGGUGCAUGCCCAGGUUGUUGUCAGAGGCUUUCUGAUGCAUGCGGUUGUUGCCACAUCUCUUCUUAACUUCUAUGGCAAGUUAGGCAAGUGUGAAAGUUCGAUUAAGGUGUUUAACAGCAUGACAGAGCUUAAUAAUGUCUCUUGGAAUGCAAUGAUAUCAGGUUUUACCUCUAAUGGUCUACACCUACAAGCAUUUAGUUGGUUUAUCAAUAUGAUUGAAGAAGGGGUUGCACCUAAUACUUUCACCUUUUUAAGUGUUUCUAAGGCUGCUGGGCAGUUGGGUGACAUUAACAAGUGUCAUGAAGUUCAUAGGUAUGCUUCCAAAUGGGGAUUGGACUCCAACACUGUAGUUGGAACAGCUCUGAUUGAUAUGUAUUCCAAAUGUGGGUUUCUGUCCGAUGCACGAGUUCUUUUUGACUCGAAGUUCACAUGUUGUCCGGUUAACACACCCUGGAACGCAAUGAUAACAGGUUAUUCACAAGCUGGUUCUCACCAAGAUGCUUUGCAACUGUUUUCAACGAUGCGUCAAAAUGAUGUCAAACCAGAUGUUUACACAUUCAGUUGUGUGUUCAACUCAAUUUCUGCUUUGAAGUGUGCAAAAACCUUGGCAGAGACUCAUGGGAUGACUUUAAAAUUUGGAUUUGAUGUGAUGCAAAUCAGUGCUUCAAAUGCCCUUGCUGAUGCAUAUGCCAAAUGCGAGUCAAUUGAAGCUGCAGAGAACGUAUUUAACAGAAUGGAAGAGAAGGACAUUGUAUCUUGGACAACCAUGAUCACUGCAUAUUGUCAAUAUUCUGAGUUGGAGAAAGCCUUGACCAUCUUCUCCCAAAUGCGCAAUGAAGGCUUUGCUCCCAAUCAUUUUACCUUUUCAAGUGUGAUAACAGCAUGUGGUGGCCUUUGUUUACUGGAAUAUGGUCAACAAGUUCAUGCCCUGAUAUGCAAGGCCAACCUGGAUUCUGAAGCAUGUAUAGAAAGUGCUCUAAUUGACAUGUAUGCAAAAUGCGGUAAUCUGAUGGAAGCAAAGAAGAUUUUUGAAAGAAUAUCUAACCCAGACACUGUUACUUGGACUGCGAUAAUAUCAACUUAUGCUCAACAUGGUCUAGUUAAAGAUGCACUUCAAUUAUUCAGAAAGAUGGAACAGUCAGGGGCAAAGGUCAAUGCUGUUACGCUAUUAUGCAUCCUUUUUGCUUGUAGCCACGGAGGCAUGGUGGACGAUGGCUUGAAAAUUUUUCAUCGGAUGGAGGAUGCCUACCGUGUGGUACCGGAAAUGGAACACUAUGCUUGUGUUGUUGAUCUCUUGGGGCGUGUUGGUCGCUUAGAUGAAGCAAUGGAAUUCAUAGACAAGAUGCCAAUCAAGCCAAAUGAAAUGGUGUGGCAUACAUUGUUAGGGGCAUGUAGACUUCAUGGAAAUGCCGAGUUGGGAGAGACGGCGGUGCAAAAGAUCUUAUCUGUUCAACCAGAACAUCCAUCUGCUUAUGUUCUUCUGUCCAACACUUACAUAGAGUUAGGACUCCACAAAGAUGGAGAUAGUUUGAGAGAGGUGAUGAAAGAACGAGGCAUAAGAAAGGAACCAGGACAUAGUUGGAUUUCUGUGAGAGGGGAGGUUCACAAGUUUUAUGCUGGGGAUCAACAGCACCCACAAAAAGAUAGAAUCUACAAUGUUUUACAUGAGUUGUAUGCAAAUAUUAAGCGCAUGCAUUGUGGACAAGAAUUCAGUUAUGUGUCUUAACAUUUGAAAUUGAAAUUGUCCAUUAAAAUCA